UCUACACAACACGUAGCACUUUUCUACAUAGUGUCUGGCAAUUCUGCAGCUGAGAAGAGAAGAAGAAGAACAACACAAUUAACAUACAUAGUGAUCGAUCGCCAUGUCUACGCAAAAACCUAAGCUUGGUCGGAUUCCAAGUAUCAGAGACCGAGUGGAAGACACUCUCUCCGCUCACCGUAACGAACUAGUUUCUCUCCUCUCCAGGUAUGUGGCUCAAGGAAAAGGGAUUUUGCAACCCCAUAGUUUGAUUGAUGAGCUCGAAGACGUCCUCGGCCAGGAUCAAUCAGCUCUGGAUCUUAGGAAUGGUCCCUUUGGUGAUAUUAUCAAGUCUGCACAGGAAGCCAUAGUUUUGCCUCCUUUUGUCGCAAUAGCGGUUCGUCCAAGACCUGGAGUCUGGGAAUAUGUCCGUGUUAAUGUCUUUGAACUCAGUGUGGAACAAUUGAGCGUUGCUGAGUAUCUCAGCUUCAAAGAAGAACUUGUAGAUGGAAAGGUUAAUGAUAAUUUUGUAUUGGAGCUUGAUUUUGAGCCAUUUAAUGCAACAUUUCCUCGCCCAACCCGCUCCUCAUCCAUUGGCAAUGGUGUCCAAUUUCUCAACCGCCACCUUUCUUCGAGUAUGUUCCAUAACAAAGAUUCCUUGGAGCCUUUGCUUGAUUUCCUCCGAGCUCAUAAAUAUAAAGGCCAUGCACUGAUGCUAAAUGAUAGAAUAAAAACCAUCUCUAAACUUCAGUCUGCUUUGGCUAAAGCCGAGGAUCAUCUUUCUAAGCUCGCACCUGAUUCUCUCUAUUCUGAGUUUGAAUAUAUAUUACAAGGAAUGGGUUUUGAGAGAGGCUGGGGUGAUACUGCUGAACGCGUGUUAGAGAUGAUGCAUCUGCUAUUAGAUAUUCUUCAUGCUCCUGAUCCGUCUACACUCGAGACUUUUCUUGGGAGAGUGCCUAUGGUGUUCAAUGUUGUCAUAUUAUCUCCACAUGGCUACUUUGGGCAAGCCAAUGUCCUGGGUUUGCCUGACACUGGUGGACAGGUUGUUUAUAUACUAGAUCAAGUGCGUGCUCUUGAGAAUGAAAUGCUCCUUCGAAUCAAGAAACAGGGACUUGAUUUCACUCCUAGAAUUCUAAUUGUUACAAGGUUAAUACCUGAAUCAAUGGGGACAACAUGCAAUCAGCGGCUAGAAAGAGUCAGUGGUACUGACUACACUCAUAUUCUGCGUGUGCCGUUCAGAUCAGAUAAUGGAACUCUGCAUAAAUGGAUCUCAAGGUUUGAUGUAUGGCCUUAUCUAGAGACUUAUUCAGAGGAUGUUGCCAGUGAAAUUACUGCUGAGUUACAAGGUUAUCCUGAUUUUAUCAUUGGAAACUACAGUGAUGGGAACCUUGUUGCAUCUUUAUUGGCUUAUAAAAUGGGAGUUACACAGUGCACAAUUGCGCAUGCACUGGAGAAGACAAAAUAUCCAGAUUCAGAUAUAUAUUGGAAGAAAUUUGAGGACAAAUACCAUUUUGCAUGUCAGUUCACUGCUGAUCUGAUAGCCAUGAACAAUGCUGAUUUUAUCAUCACCAGUACAUACCAAGAGAUUGCAGGAACGAAAAAUACUGUUGGGCAGUAUGAGAGCCACUCGUCUUUUACUCUUCCUGGACUCUAUAGGGUUGUUCAUGGAAUUAAUGUUUUUGAUCCCAAGUUCAAUAUUGUCUCUCCUGGAGCAGAUAUGUCAAUAUAUUUCCCCUACUCUGAGAAGCAGAAGAGACUUACAGCCCUGCACAGUUCAAUUGAAAAGCUAUUAUAUGAUUCUGAGCAGACUGAUGAUUGCAUUGGUUCACUGAAAGACCGGUCGAAGCCCAUCAUAUUCUCCAUCGCAAGGCUAGAUAGAGUUAAAAACAUAACUGGUUUGGUAGAAAGCUAUGCGAAGAACAACAAAUUGAGGGAACUGGUCAAUCUUGUCAUCGUAGCUGGUUAUAUUGAUGUGAAAAAGUCCAGGGACAGAGAAGAAAUUGCAGAAAUUGAGAAGAUGCAUGAACUCAUGAAAAACUAUAAUUUAAAUGGUGAUUUUCGGUGGAUUGUCUCCCAAACUAAUAGAGCACGUAACGGGGAGCUGUAUCGCUACAUAGCUGAUACAAAAGGUGCUUUUGUUCAGCCUGCUUUCUAUGAAGCUUUUGGACUUACAGUUGUGGAGGCCAUGACUAGUGGGCUUCCCACAUUUGCUACCCUCCAUGGUGGUCCUGCUGAGAUCAUCGAGCAUGGUGUAUCAGGAUUCCAUAUUGAUCCUUAUCACCCUGACCAAGCUUCAAACCUAUUGGUUGAAUUCUUCCAACGAUGCAAGGAGGAUCCAAGCCAUUGGAAUAAAAUAUCUGAUGGCGGUCUUCAAAGAAUUUAUGAAAGGUAUACAUGGAAGAUAUAUUCUGAAAGGCUUAUGACUUUGGCGGGAGUUUAUGGCUUCUGGAAACAUGUUUCCAAAUUAGAGAGGCGUGAAACUCGACGAUAUCUUGAGAUGUUCUAUAUCCUUAAGUUUCGUGAUUUGGCAAAUUCUGUUCCACUUGCAAAGGAUGAUGCAAGUUAACCAGCUGGUGUCUCUGGCCAUGUAUUUUCACCAAGGAAUAACAGCAGACAAUAAAGAGUAGUUUUCUUUGUGUAUAAAAGUCUGCUUGUGUUGUAAAAUAUUGUUCUGCCGAACUAGAGGAGCUUCAUGGAAGCUUAUGCAGUUAUGUAUAUGUUUAAUGUGAUUGUGUUAGAUAUGCAGGGCAGUAGUUGUUUAA
Lotus japonicus is the source of this 2741-nucleotide messenger RNA. RefSeq names its product sucrose synthase 2. Gene Ontology annotation, biological process: sucrose metabolic process. The coding region runs from base 104 to 2545 and encodes 813 amino acids. NCBI's taxonomy places the organism in Eukaryota, Viridiplantae, Streptophyta, Magnoliopsida, Fabales, Fabaceae. Gene Ontology annotation, molecular function: sucrose synthase activity. The record is from RefSeq and is a predicted model, not a curated record. The transcript is spliced from 15 exons.